AUGGAACAGAAUGAGGUAAUCAGGAACGCGGAGACUCUCGGAAAGAAGUUGAACGAUGCCGUGACGGCCGCCUGGGAUCUGGAGAGGUCUGUGAAUCCGGAGUUGGAGGCGUGUCAAGCGGAUCCAUGUAGGGAGUCGUCAAUAGAUCUAAAAUCAUGGGUGGCCAAGUUAGUGAAUCUGGAGAAAUCAUAUGCCGGAGUACAGGAUAUGAAAGAAGAGAUGAAGAACCUAGCGAACGAUUCCGAGGAUGAAAGCUUCAAGGAGUCGAUUUACCGUUGGCUCACCAAUGAAUUGGAGACAAAGCUAGUCAGAAUGAAGUACACAUUAGAUCAUGGGUACUUUCUUGUCCAGAGACAAAGAAUUGCUGAGGCAACUUUGAACUCGUGGGGGGUGUCAACCGAUAUAUAUGGUCAAGUGCGAGCCACUGAAUAUGCAGCAAAACGCCGACAACAACCAGAUAGGAAGGCAAAGAGAAAUCGGAACACAGAAAACAGCGACACCACUCCACGUCGAGACCUCAGGGCCAAGAAGACCAGGAGGGUGGAGGAAGAGAUAAUAGUAGAUCAAGCGAUUGAAAGUGAAGGUAAACAGCCAGAGGGCGAAGCGGAAUCCGAGUACCUAUCAGACAGCUCAGAGAACGAAUAUAUGGAGGAGGAAGUGGUACAGCCACCUCCAGCCAGAAGGCGACAGAGAUCAUAUCAACAAGAACAGAGUCAUCCGAGAUCAGAGUUAGCGGAGGAGAUGACCGAGUUGUGCCGACUCAUCAGAUUGCAAUUAGAGAUUGGAAUGAGAUCUGAACCGAGGUCGAACGAACAACCGAGGCAAGGUACGGUCGAUUACCGCGGUAAUCCCCCACCUCAGUUGGUUAGCAGAGUAUCGAAUCGGGAAGAGUUUCGAAGACAUAUAACACAACAAGACUUUGAUUUACAUUGUCUCCGGUCUGAGGUAAUUGAAGGUAAAUUGCACUGUAGGUGCGAACCCCACAACAUGCAGCAAGCCACGGCUUGUGCACCAUCAAACGGGCAUGAACUGACAAGAUAUACGGGGAAAAGCCCUGCGGAUUGGAACAUGUUCGUGGCGUCAUUCAAUGCACUCAUUGGGUUGAACCCACGAUACCCACCCGUGGUCAAAUACCGCAUCCUGAAAGAAAAAGUAGAGUAUAGGGAUGAAAAGAUGAUAUCCAGCGGGAACAUCACAUCACGAUCGUACACGCGGAGUUGGGAAUGGCUACACCAAUCCCAUUCGGAACCCAUGACGUGUUUAGAGUACGUUCGGUCGGUGUUAAUGAAGAUUAGCAUUCGAGCAGACGGAGCGUCGCUGCCUCAUAUCAGGAGAUUGUGGGACGGAGUCUGCGAAUUGCGGGAGGCGGGCUACAAUAUGAAAGAUAAGGAUCUUCGUAAGGUAAUCAUGGCGACUUUGUCGGAAGAUCUGGCCGGCAACAUUAGAUCAUGCGCAGAAGUUGGACGUUUGGGAGGUUAUAAACAGAUCGCAGCUGACGAUUUGGCUCGAGAAAUCUUUGAUUUCGUCACGGCAACAGUAGAAGAUCGAGAAGCCCGGGAAAGUAGAUAUCAGCCACCAGGGAAAUUCGCUCAGCAGCCAUCAGUAGAUAAUAGAUUUCGGAACGAGAAGGAAUCCCACCACAAAGCAGGUCAAAAUCACAGGGGGUAUCAUCAGAAAGGCAAGAAUUCGUCAUGUUGGUUUUGUCAAGGAAUGCAUCAGGCAGUCGUGUGUUCCAAGUUUCAGUCAGCGUCGGCUAGAAUGCAGCAGGCUCGGGAGAAAGGACGGUGUUCUAAGUGCUUAGCGAUGAGGCAUGAAGGUAAUUGUGCCAUUGGAGCAUGUUCGCGAUGUGGAGAGAAGCAUCACAUAGCCUUCUGCGGCAAGCCAAGGGUCACUCCAUCAGGCGGCAACUCUGCACCUCUAGAUGACUCUAAGAGGAGAUUGGUCGCAGCGCUAACCAACGACGAGGAGAUGGAAAUGCCAGCAAAUCUUUUCAUGACUUUGGAUCUACCAAUAUCAAGGGAGAAGGGGAGCUUGAUUCUUCCCCUGAGGGCUGCCAUGGAUACCCACAGUUCCAUGAGUUUCAUCACGAUAGAAAAGGCCAAGCAACUGAAGUUGAAGCUGGGCGAGGAGGAUAAGUCCUCUCUAACCGUGUUUGGAAACGUGCGGAACACGACGAAGAUGUAUAAAACAACCGCCUACAUGCAUUUAGAUAAGGGGGAGGUCAUUGCAAUCGAUUUACAUGCGGUGGAGGAGAUCAUCGCACCGUAUCCGAUGAUUGAUAAAGUGCCCCAGGAAAUAGAUAAACUCUUCAAAUGGGAUCCUAAGGGAUCUCUCAUUAGGCGAGCUCCCGAUCUUCUUCUCAGUCUUAGGCACACGUGGCUACUGCAACCUCAGCACAUCGAAGCGCAGUUGGAAUGCGGGUUGACGUUGAUCAACACCAGGAUGGGAUACUUGGUGUGCGGAGGUGCCGCUGAAGAUCCCAUGCCGACAACUUUGUUAAUUCAUCACGCUGAUGGCCGCGAGAUGACACCGGAACAACGCUGCAUAAGAAAAUUAUACGACAUGGAGCAUCUCGGAGUGAAGGAUGAAGACUUUAAUAAGACAGAGGAGGAGUUGGUAACUGAAAGGUUUAUGAAGGAAUUAACGGUGGAUGAUGAAGGAAGGUACCAAGUGAAGUUGCCAGUUAAGGACUGCAUAAGUCAGCUGGGAUCAAACAAGUUUCUCGCCACUCAGAUAACCGAGUCUUUGAGGAAAAGGAUCCUAAGGGAUCCGGAGGCACAAAGGGCGUAUCAGGAGACAUUCCAACAGUAUCUUGAUGAUGGUAUUUUGGUAGAGGUAUUUGAUGACAGACUACCCGAGGAAGCCAUUGGAGAACAUUAUCUGCCCCACCAUCCUGUCAGGAAGGCGGAUUCCAACACGACCAAGGUGAGGAUUGUUGUCAACCCGACCGUGAAAACGUCGAAGACUGGCAUAUCAUUUAAUGACGCCAUGUUCAAGGGCAGACCGGAUCUUCCCACCAUAUUAGCCAUCAUGCUCCGAGCUCGUUGUUAUAAAAUCCUCACAAUUAGCGAUGUUGAGAAGGCGUAUUUGCAGCUCACAGUUCACAAGGCGCACAGGUCAUUAUGUAGAUUAAUAUAUUGGAAAGAUAUUCACAAGCCUUUAGAUAAAGAUAACAUCAGAAUCUUCGAAUUCCAAAGAUUAAGCUUCGGCUUAAAGCCCUCCCCCUUCAUACUGCAACAAACCCUCAGGGCCCAUCUCGAGAAGACGGAUCCUAUCCUCGGCAAAGAGAUAAUGGCGAACAUGUACGUCGAUAACAUCACAAUUGGCGCGGCAAGUGAUCAGGAGGCACAGCACAAGUCGGAGGAAGCAGUCAGAUUAUUUGCUAAGGCAAACAUGAAUCUCCGAGAAUUCUUCUCUAAUGGAAGCAUUAACCUGCCAAAGGAGCGCAUGGGCAACAGCGAUAAGGUGAAGUUUCUGGGGACGGCUUGGGAUAUAAAGGAGGAUGAAUUCAUUGUCAAAGUGCCUGUUCCAAAAUUGUUCGUUGAAAUUACUAUGUCAGUCGUGUUGGGGGACAUCUCAUCAUUAUAUGACUUACUUGGGUUGGCAACUCCGUUGUUGACCAAACCGAAGGCUUUCUUCCAAUCAUUGUGGCAUUUGAAAUUAAAAUGGAACGAACCAUUACCCCAAGACAAGAAAGAGGAGUGGGUCGAGUUAGCCAGAAAUUGGAACGGGCAGGAACUAAGGUUCCCCCGAUUCACACCCAUCAAGCCGGGAGACGAAUUGCAUGUGUUCAGUGAUGCAAGUGCAGUCGCAAUGGGCGCGGUAGUGUACGCAGUAAGCAGAGACAAUUCGUAUCCCCCUGCAAUCGUUGCCGCUAAGGGGCAAAUAGCGCCGCUCAACAAGGAGAGAACGAUACCUCAAAAGGAAUUGGCCGGCGCAAACAUCGGAAUUCGUUUAGUUGAGACGGUUAAGCGGGAAUUAGGGAUGGAUCUUGGAACAACCGCGUGGAUAGAUAACGAAGCCGUCAUCUACUGGAUUAAGUCAGGAGCAGAUAAACAACCGCUGGCCAUAAAUAACCUCCUGAAAAGAAUUUGGGACUCUUCGGUUCACCAGUUCAACUACGUUCCUACUGAUCUCAAUCCGGCCGAUAUAAUAUCCAGGGGAUGUACACCGACGGAACUUGAUCAAUCGGAGCUGUGGAAACAAGGUCCAGCAUUCUUAUCUCAAACCAAAGAUCGAUGGCCGACUAAGUUGAACAUUCAUAUUGAAGGCAGACCCUUUGACCCCAGCGGAUCUGAUGAGAUGAUCGUUCUUGCCACGGCAAGUGCGGAACUAAAUACGGUGAUUAAAACAAUUUACAAAUACAGCAGAAUGGACAAAGCCGUCCGGGUAGUUGAAUAUUUGUUGAUACCUUUUUUGAAGAAGAGGAAGAUGGAUAUUACUGGCGAUGAGAUAAGAGAUAAAGCUAUGGCAGUGAUCCAUCGAUUGGACCAGGAAGUCUGGCCACCUAGUUCAGAUCAGCAAAAGGAUUUAGGAAUCUUUCGGGAUUCCAACGGGGUACGAAGAUCAAGAGGGAGGAUCUCUAGAGCUGACCUAUCAGAGGACACCCUUCAUCCCAUAUUUGUUCAUGACAAAUCACCGUUAGCAAAGACGUUGGUUCAGCAGGCACAUGAACAGUUAUGUCAUCAAGGCCCGAGUGCAACAUUGAAUAAGAUAAGGUAUAGAUACUGGAUUCCCAAGGGAAGACGGACAACAUCAGGCAUAUUAAGACAUUGUGCGCAAUGUCGAUUAUGGCUAGCAAAGCCAUUCUUAAGACCACCGUCGGAAGAGUUGCCGAGAGAACGAGUGGAGAUACAACCGCCUUUCAGGAACAUUGCAUUGGACAUGUUCGGACCGUUGAAAGUGCGGUCGGGAAAGAAACAGAUGAAACGUUACGUAAUAAUCUUCACAUGUCUCACAGUGAGAGCGAUUCACAUGGAAGUAAUCAGCUCGCAGAGCGGAGAGGAUUUCUUGUUGGCGUUCCGACGCUUCAAGGCAAUCAGGGGAUGUCCGAAAUUCGUCCAAUCGGAUAAUGGUUCUAACUUCAAAGCCGCCCAUGAUCUUAUACAAAGAGAAUGUGGAACUAUGGAUUGGAAAUUCACUGAUCCUCGGUCACCUUGGCAGAAUGGGGUCGUUGAAAGGUUAAUCAGGAUAGCAAAGACAGCGUUUUAUCGGUCGAAACCGCGGUUUCACCAACUCAAGGAAGCGGAGUUGAUCACUGUAAUAAAGGAGAUAGAAGCCGCUAUCAACCAGAGGCCUCUAUAUCAUCGGGGGGACAAAAGAGAUUCCCUACAGCCAUUGAGGCCAAUUGAUUUUAUAUCGCCAGCGGGGUAUCAUUACCACAACCCAAGGCAGGCCCAAGACGAUUACAUCGUCGAUCCCAGCUAUGUUCCAGACUCAGAAAAAAGGAAACCAAAGGCGGACAGACCAGCGGAUGCCCACCAUCUUCUGGAGAUGCACAGGACAGUGAGUCAAGUAUUAGAAAGUUACUGGGAAAUAUGGCUGGAAGAGUAUUUGCUGGAUAUUCGGGAACAUGAGCGCGCGCCAAGAGAUAAGAAUGGGGUAAGAUCGAAACCCAGGAUUGGUGAGGUCGUAUUGUUAGAAGGACCUAUGCAAGAUCGCUCAGAGUGGCCGUUAGCAUUGAUUACAGCAAUAAUACCCACUAAAGCCGGAACAGACCCCGGUUAUGUAGUCGUCAGGAGGAGAGACAGUCAAGACCCAAGUGGACAAAGCUACAAAUAUCAAAACAUGUCUAUUCAGACGAUUCUUCCAUUGGAAGCGAAUGAUGAUUUGGAAACGCCUGAAGGCGGAAGAAAAAAUCAAACAUCAUUACCUGCAUCAGCACAGACAGAAGAGACAUCGAGGUUUUGUACGGGUGAUGUGUUGGAUCAGGCACAAUCGGAUUCAGCAGUUUCUACGGAAACAAAUCAACCCAAUAUUAUUUCCGCGGGAGAUAAUCUUGACCUGGGUGAGACAGUUGACCCACAGGACAUCAGCUCCGAAAAGGGACCAAAUUCUGAGAACAGGGAUCGACGGUCCGCACAAAGAGUGCGACAACGAUCGACUCGGUACCCAGAAGAGACCUACAUUACUUGCGUGAUUAUAACAUCGGGUUUCGGGGGCCGCGGAGGGCACGUCGGAGACCGACAUGAGGGUUUUGGCAGUAUACCGCAUGCUAAUCAGUGUAUUUGUUGCAGCGCGGACGCCAUAACGAGAACAACAUCCGUUCCAAGUUCAACGACGUCAACAAGGUCAUCAUCAAACCAGCACAGAAUGACCGAACGAAAGAAAAUAACUUUUGCGGAAUCGGAAGAAAAAGAAACGGUGGCAAAGCCAAGGACUCAAAUUGGAGAGAGCUCUAAGAAGCCAAGGCUUCAGAGUCUUCUGGGAGAAGUUCGGGGAUUCGAGCGGAUGGAGCGAAAGAAUCAACCUCCAAGAACGAUUACAAUUGACGAUCCUGACUCAUUAUUCAUCUGCAGAGCAGGACAUGGGGAUCAUAAGGAAUGCACGGUAACAACACUAGGUGAUUUUGGUCGGAAGGAAGAUCCCAGAAGAGAAAUACAUUCGCUGUAUAGUAUGGCAGCGGUGAAUUGGAUGGCAAGACUGCCGGAUAAUUGGAGACGAUGCGAUGGUUGGAGCCAUACUACCUAUUGGAUCGACAGAGUCUAGUCGUACAAUUCCAAAUCCUUUAUGAGGACAGAUCGGACUUGAGAGAAAUUGAGAGAGUUGGCCGCGAAACUACCGCCAGAUUCGGAUUUGCGAGCUUCGAGUUUUUGAAUGGUCAGGGAUUGAGUGAGUGUGCCAGAUGGAGAAUGGUGAGGAACAACAACGGACAGUCGCCUAAGGGCAACUUCGUCGUGGGGGAGUGUUCGAUCCAUCGACGGAAGUAACUAAAAUCGGAUCGAAUGUCGCCGGAAAAAGAGACGGGCCAAGUCUCUCUUGUUUUGUUUUGGUUCGCAACACUUUUGAAUCUAUUUUGCUUUUGUCAUCAUUUUUGGAAUUAGAGAGAUCUCGAACGACUUGGAGAGAGGUCGUCACUUUUGGUAGCAGAUAAUUAGUAUUUUUAUCUAUUUCUUGUACUGUAAUUUCAUUCGGGUAAUUAAACGAAUCUAAAGCUAUUCCGCGGAGAUAAGUUGAAAGGGACAUCUGUCCAAUUAUUUUGUUAUUCCGUUUGCUAAGGCAAACGUUGUACUGAACCUUAGGGUUCAAAAUUGGAUUCAUACCACGAGAUACGAAGCUACAACUGUAAGCAACUGAGGUUUCUUACAAAUCUGAGCGUCACACUUGAAGUACUUCCCCUGUAAGUUUUAUUGAACACGUCAUGCCUUUCGCGAGGUAAACUUAUUGUUAGUUUCUAUGCACAACCUAUAUCUAACAAGGAGUACAACCGUGGACUUCUUCGGACAAAAAUUGUUUGAGAUACAGUACCAGGGGUGGUCAGCAGACCCUAUUUUUCCGAUUUUCGGCCCGCGGCCCGGCCCGUCUAAUCACCGGCCCGGCCCGGCCCGUCUAGUCUUUUUCCAGGCCCGGCCCGGCCCGUGACGGGCCUGGCCCGGCCCGGCCCGUGCAGGCCCGUCUAUAGAGGGUUCUGCGAACUGCGCCCAGGCUCGGGAUCUAAACUGAGGCAAAAAAGGCGUUGAUCUAGCUAGUAAAGGAUCAAUGUGAUAGUUUUGUGGUUCUAUAAUGGAACUAUAGACUUGUAAACGUGUUAGAACUUGAGAAACAGCAACUAUAACAACAUCAAUUAAUUUUCCCGGCGCGAAAACAAUGAAUGCCAACGGUUUGGCAUUGUAUUUUAGACGGCCCGGCCCGUGACGGGCCCGGCCCGUUUGUCAAUUUCCAUUUUUGAGGCCGGCCGGCCCGUUUGUCAAUUUCCAUUUUUGAGGCCGGCCGGCCCGUUUGGGCCGGGCCGGGCCGGCCCGGCCCGGCCCGCCGACCACCCCUGUACAGUACGAAAGCGUUUUUGAAAAUAAUGUCAGAGUUGGCACAUGUGUCAAGUGUUCUCUUGCCUGAAAAUAUUUUUUUAAUUUACAAUUUUAUUUUUGUCGGCUUCUUAUGGUAAAACAGUAAUAUAAGAGAAAGAAACCAUGCUUCCAGUUGCGUAAAUUACCUUGUUUUUUCUUCUGUGAAGAUGUAGGUUGGUUUGACGUUCUUAUAUAUUCUAAAAUUUAGGUGCUCAACUAUAUCUUCACAGAACUCUUCCGAAUCUGCUGUUCUUUCGACAACUGCCGAGGCAUUCUUUAAGGAUCUGAAUGUGGUUUUGGGCAACAACCAGAAUUUCCUUAAAUUGAAGAAAGAUGUCGCUGCCAGAUUCUGGAGUCUAUUGACUGCAAGUCCGGAAAGAGAAUUGUACGUCGUUUACUUCGAGAUCUUGCUAAAUGUCGACGCAGUGAUCACGUAUGCCAAGAUGGAUUCAUUUGCUAAUCUUAUUCGUAAAUCCUUGAUCACCGAGUUCUCCAAGUUUGUUGAAUACAAACGGGAAUCAGCUGAAGGUAAAAAUUUCAUAAAUACGGCUGCCACUGGCUUACACAACCUCACACAUCUUCAUGUAAGCGUUUUCCCAGUUUUCUUUAAAAUAUUGUUUUUAACGGUUAUAAUUUUGUGAUUUAAGAAGAAGGUGAUGGAGAUUUAUUUCAAGGCCAAAUGUAUACAAGAUUUCAAACAAUGCAUGUUAACUAUGGCUACAAUCGAUGAACUGAUCAGUUUUCUGGAGGUGUGUUUUGGUCGUUGUUUUCAAUUUAUUUUUAGGAAAAGAGUUAUCGUUAUGUGGGAGAAGUGUGCAGGUGGAUUUCGGCUCUUCCCAUCAAAAGUAAAUUGGAUUACAGUGUUUUAACAGCCCGAGCGCUUCUCAACGAUGACUUAAGUAAUCUCUACGCUCUUUGUCGGGAAGAUGUUCUGGUCCGGGGCUCCGUAGUGCAAUAUCUCAAUUAUAUUUGUGGCGAUGAGCAUAUCGGAACAGAUCCGGUGGUUGUUGAAGAAGACUUUGGAGAAAAACAUCUGAAUGAACAGCUUCGGAAAAAAAUCAGUACUGUUGUAAAAGUAGCUUUCAACAUGUUCAAGGAAUUCAAAUUGCCGAGGGAAGCAGUGGAGAAUUGCAUUUACAUUAGGCAGAUGAACGACUUCAUCUACGUACUCAACAGAUACAAAAGAGGCGAAAUUAACAGCAUAGAACAGUCGAUUGCGAAGGCUUUCAAUAAAGGAUAUCGGUUGCAAUAUUCUGUUCUUGCUAUUCUUGCAAGAGAGGAGGGGCUGGAAGUUGCCAUGUAUUAUGCGAUGUUUUUUAACGUACCCGAGGGGAGUUGGCCUCCCGAUCUCAGAGAAAAUAAACGCAAUCUGAAGGCUUUGGUGGGUGCUAAGGUAGAGAAAAAGUAAGUUUAUUUUUCAUGGGAUAAGAAUUAUUUCCUGUUACAACAUUUGCGGUAUUGUGACACUUGCGGAAUUCGGAACAUAGCCUUAAUGCCCAUUCCGUGUUUUAGGAGAGAACAAAUGGACAUAGAACAGAGUCAAAUUGAAACAGGGGUGGUCAUCAAUACACAAAAAGAUCACCGUGCAUUUGUUGUGGACACAAUUGAGAAGAUUGACACGAUUUUGAGGCCUUUUAUGGAAGAGCCAACUGAAGGUGGUUAUCUUGGGAUGGACGCGGAAUGGGAUGCUUCUGAUUGUGGGCAACAGGGAGAUCUCUGUAUUCUACAAUUAUCGUCUAGACACAAGACUAUUGUUGUGGAUGUCACUAAACUCUCGGGCGUUCUGAGCGAUGAACAAUGGAUUAAAGUUCUCAAAAUUAUAUUUGAUGGAGACAAAAAGUUAAUUGGUGAGUUGACUUGAGGGUUGUAGUGAUGCAAUUAGGGUUUAAGGCCUUUUUUACGGUCAAAUUCUAGGAUUUGCGCUGCAUUCGGAUCUCCAGGUUCUGGAGUAUAAGUUCCCAUUCCUUCUUGAAGAGGUCCCCAAUGUCACCAAGAACAUGAUCUGUCUUUAUGCUGCCUUCAAUGUAAUCAAUGCUGAUCAGGAGAAGGUGCGGGCUGUUUACAGAGUCCCAAAAGCACCACAAAAUAACCUUGCUCAGAUCUCAAAAAUCAUGCUGAACUACGAGUUGAGCAAGGAAGAACAGAGCAGUGUGUGGAGUGCGAGACCAUUGAGGAAAGAGCAGUUGAGAUAUGCUGCCAAGGAUUCUAUGGCUGUUUAUGGGAUCUAUGGAUUAACCUUAUCGAGGCUUGGCUCUAAAUUUGGAGACGUAAAUGAGAUCUUCAAACCUUUGGAAUUGACGAAAACGGCGGCGAAGAAGUCUUUGAUGGAAGAGUUGGAGAUCGGAGAAAGAGCGGCCGAAAAGAAAACCAAGUCUUCUCAUAUCAGCAAAGAGGAGCUGGAGGGCAUUGUAAAGGUAACACUUUUUUCGGCAAUAUAUAUGGUCUAUAUCAAUUGCCUGUUUUAGAGAGUGAAUUCCUUCUUCUACGAUCGCCAACUUUCCACCAUUUCCCCGGGUCAAGUCACCUAUGCCUAUGAUUCCAUGUGCACUCAACUGGCCAUUUGUCUCCGCCGUCUCGGAAUUAGUGUUAUCAAGGUACCGAAAGAAGAGGAGCUACCCGAAUGGAUAAUGGGAAAUUCCAAAAAUUAUAGAAUUUUGACAUCGGGGAAAGCGAUUAGAAAGUUUUGUGGAGUUGAGAAAGUAAUCGACACGGCGUCAUCUUCAGAACCACUCGAUGUGCAAAUUGAAAUGUUUCUGAAGAAGGAAUUGUUGGCUGUGGACACAAAAAGUUAUAAACCCAGAUGUGAAGGAUGCAAUGCAAGGAACUUUUGCAUGAUCCCUCUUCCUUAUUUACAGUACCUACAUUAUUGCACGGUACUUCAAAAUGAGGAAAAAUAUAGUCAUGUGGAAUUGGACGAAGAUGAAGUGGAAAGGCACUUUGAAAGCCUGACUAAGUAUGUGUAUCCGGUCAUGAAGUAUCAGUCGUCGUUCAUUCAAUGCAAGGGGAAGAUUUUGAUCUAUACGAAGAAUGCAAUAAUCGAUCCAAAGUAAGCAUUUUAGGAUAAAAAACAAGUCGAAGUUCUAUUGUACGUUUAUUUUGAAUACAAUUUUAGUUUAUUGGAAAUUUGCGAACUUAUUCAUACCAAGAAGGGAACUAGGAAAGGAGAAUCAAAGAAAUUGAUUAUGUCGACGCACAGGAGUCUCAAGGAUCUCAAGGAAUCUCGCUACGCUGUACAUGGAAUUUGUGUGAGCUGCGGCAAGGAGAAUAUCGAAGUGACUGAUGACCCAUACCGGCGCAAUGUAUAA
Molecule: messenger RNA, 11308 nt
Organism: Bursaphelenchus xylophilus (pine wood nematode)
Lineage: Eukaryota; Metazoa; Nematoda; Chromadorea; Rhabditida; Aphelenchoididae
Source: the annotation of a GenBank genome assembly